Molecule: messenger RNA, 1030 nt
Organism: Bolinopsis microptera
Lineage: Eukaryota; Metazoa; Ctenophora; Tentaculata; Lobata; Bolinopsidae
Product: O-acyltransferase like protein-like
Exons: 7
Coding region: 83-919 (278 amino acids)
Source: RefSeq, a predicted model, not a curated record
AGUAGCCCCACUUUUUAUAUGGUUGCUAUGGAAAUCACCUGUAUUAGGUAACCUUGUACUGUGGGUGACUGUGCUCGUGUCCAUGUUGGCUGCUGGUGUUGCUACUUGGUACUACAAAUUCGCCACCUCCCCACUCAGGGCAGGAGUGUACGGUAAAGAGUUUCAGUACUACUACACAAAACCCUACUUCCGUUUUAUUCCCUAUCUUGUGGGCAUAUUCGGGGGUUGGCUCUACCAUAAGUACGCCAAGAGAAUGGAACAACUUGCUAAAAUGAAACCACUGACGAAGCUUGUGUUGUCAGUACAGUUGUGGGCUGUUACAAUAGCUAUAGAGUACGCGGUAAUAUUCGGGACACAUAACGAUGCAGGGAUUGCGCCGACAGUAGAAUCCCCGGGAGUUACAAUACCGUAUGCUAUAUUCGGGAGGGUGGGCUGGGCUGGUGCUCUACUCACACAGAUAUUCCUCUGUCAGGCUGGACUCGGAGGUCCUAUAAAUGACUUCCUGAGCUGGAGGGGGUGGUUACCGCUGUCUCGUCUCACAUACUCUGUCUAUCUUCUACACUACGGGAUCAACAUCGCCUGGGUGGCUCAACUCCGUCAUGUUUACAGCUACAGUCCUGACUUUCAGUCGGUGGUCAUCUUCCUUGGUCUUAUAGCAACUGUAAACUUUUGUGGAGUGUUACUGUUUCUCUUUGUCGAGCAACCGUCUGCUAAUCUGGAGAAACUGCUCCUUCCUGCACCUCGACCUCCUAGGAAUGUUGCUACAAACAUUCCUGAUCAGAAGAGGAACAUACCUGAGCACAGCGAUCAAGUUGAACAGAAAAUGGAGGUUCCUGAAGAGCUUGGAGAAAUUCCUGAUCACAACGGCCACGGGGAUUUUGUUCAGACUGCUGAAGAGAAACUGGAAAUUCCUGACUAGAGCGAUAAAAUCCUGAUCAGAAAAAGGGAAUUCAUGGACAAAACGAAAAGCAGUGAACCAUUAACCAGGCAAAAUGGAUUCAAAAAUUAACUUUUAGACCCUUUGGUUGCC